Molecule: messenger RNA, 285 nt
Organism: Anisakis simplex (herring worm)
Lineage: Eukaryota; Metazoa; Nematoda; Chromadorea; Rhabditida; Anisakidae
Source: the annotation of a GenBank genome assembly
AUGGAUCGACUUCUGCGGUUGAGUGGAUUCCCGAAUUUUGUUUCACGUGCAACUCCAGAGGAUGUUUUGCGUCAUCCAGACACCGGUGAGAUUGUUUACAUAUCAUCGCUUGCUCUGCUCAAAAUGCUUCGUCACGGACGUGCCGGUGUUCCGAUGGAGGUGAUGGGUUUAAUGCUCGGCGAAUUUAUUGAUGAUUACACGGUGAAUGUUGUGGAUGUUUUUGCAAUGCCUCAGUCUGGAACGGUUCGUUUUAAUAGGGAGUCAUUGAUUCUGACUCGAGAUUAA